This is a messenger RNA of Vombatus ursinus (common wombat), 2820 nucleotides long. It is a transcript of the gene GLUD1, whose product is annotated as glutamate dehydrogenase 1. Gene Ontology annotation, cellular component: mitochondrion. The record is from RefSeq and is a predicted model, not a curated record. Bases 151 to 1809 code for a protein of 552 amino acids. Gene Ontology annotation, molecular function: L-glutamate dehydrogenase (NAD+) activity. Gene Ontology annotation, biological process: L-glutamate catabolic process. NCBI's taxonomy places the organism in Eukaryota, Metazoa, Chordata, Mammalia, Diprotodontia, Vombatidae. The transcript has 13 exons.
CCCGGAAAGCCCUUCCUUCGCUCCCGUUAGGCUGUAAGCGCUGAGAAGGGAGGAGAAAGCAGCGAGCCAGGAAGCCGAGCUCCCUCCCGCCGGGCCCUACCGCCCCCGUCUCCGAGCCGCCCCCAUCCCCGAGCCUCCUCCGCCGCCGUCAUGUUCCGGUACCUCGGGGAAGCGCUGCAGCUGUCCCGGGCUGGGGCCUCGGCCGCCGCCGCGGACCCCGCCGCCUCCGCCCUGCUCCUGCGGGCCCGGGGCCAGCCCGCCGCCGCGCCGCCGGCCCCUCGACGCCACUACAGCGAGGCGGCCGGGGCCGGCGAUGACGAUCCCAACUUCUUCAAGAUGGUGGAGGGCUUCUUCGACCGCGGCUCCAGGAUCGUGGAGGACAAGCUGGUGGAGGACCUGAAGACGCGGGAGACGGAGGAGCAGAAGCGCAACCGGGUGCGCGGCAUCCUGCGCAUCAUUAAGCCCUGCAACCAUGUGCUGAGCGUCACCUUCCCCAUCAAGAGGGACAACGGCUCCUGGGAGGUGAUCGAGGGCUACCGGGCGCAGCACAGCCAGCACCGCACUCCCUGCAAGGGAGGUAUCCGUUACAGUACAGAUGUUAGUGUGGAUGAAGUCAAAGCCUUGGCAUCUCUGAUGACUUAUAAAUGUGCUGUGGUUGAUGUGCCAUUUGGAGGAGCCAAAGCUGGUGUUAAAAUCAAUCCCAAGCAGUAUUCAGAUAAUGAGUUGGAAAAGAUCACAAGAAGGUUUACCAUGGAACUAGCAAAAAAGGGCUUUAUUGGACCUGGUGUUGAUGUUCCUGCUCCUGACAUGAGCACAGGUGAAAGAGAGAUGUCUUGGAUUGCAGAUACCUAUGCCAGUACCAUAGGACAUUAUGAUAUUAAUGCACAUGCCUGUGUGACUGGCAAGCCCAUUAGUCAAGGUGGUAUCCAUGGGCGUAUCUCUGCCACUGGUCGUGGUGUCUUCCAUGGAAUUGAAAACUUCAUCAAUGAGGCUUCUUACAUGAGUCUUUUGGGAAUGACUCCAGGAUUUGCAGAUAAAACAUUUGUUGUUCAGGGAUUUGGUAACGUAGGCCUUCAUUCGAUGAGAUACUUACAUCGUUUUGGUGCUAAAUGUGUUGGUGUUAGUGAAUAUGAGGGCGGCAUAUGGAAUCCAGAUGGCAUUGACCCCAAGGAGCUAGAGGAUUAUAAAUUGCAACAUGGAACAAUUAUUGGCUUCCCUAAGGCAAAGCCAUUUGAGGGAAACAUUUUGGAAGCAGAAUGUGACAUACUUAUUCCUGCUGCCAGUGAGAAACAGUUGACUAAGUCCAAUGCACCCAGAGUCAAAGCAAAGAUCAUUGCUGAAGGUGCCAAUGGACCCACAACCCCAGAGGCUGACAAGAUCUUCUUGGAGAGGAAUAUUCUGGUUGUGCCUGAUCUCUUCUUGAAUGCUGGAGGUGUGACAGUGUCCUACUUUGAAUGGCUGAAAAAUCUCAACCACGUCAGCUACGGCCGUUUGACAUUCAAAUACGAAAGGGAUUCUAACUAUCACCUGCUCAUGUCUGUUCAAGAAAGUUUAGAAAGAAAGUUUGGCAAGCAUGGCGGUACUAUUCCAGUUGUACCCACAGCAGAAUUCCAGGACAGGAUAUCGGGAGCGUCUGAGAAGGACAUUGUACACUCCGGGUUAGCAUAUACGAUGGAGCGUUCUGCCCGGCAAAUUAUGCGCACUGCCAUGAAGUAUAACCUGGGGCUGGACUUGAGAACUGCUGCUUAUGUCAACGCGAUCGAGAAAAUCUUCAAAGUGUAUAAUGAAGCCGGUUUGACCAUCACAUAAGCGAGUUAGCAGUGCUCCUGUCUUGGCAUUCUCUCUUCACCACCUCCUCCUGUUCUACAUCCUCUUCCAGCCUAUGACAAGUUUACAUGUAACCACAGAAAUAUCUUUUCCCUCAUGAUUUACUGUAGUGGACACUUCUCAACCAGUUUCAGUCCAAAUUAGUCUUUAAUUUUUUUUUAAACUCAGAUUCAUGGGUCUAACGAUAACUAGUUUGCUCAGUUGAGGGCCAUAUGGUGUGUUUUGCUACUCGGUGAAAUGCCUUCUCUCUAUGGGCAUACCACCUGCUCCUGAGGCUGCCUCCCUACCUCAGGAGUCAUCUGCUACAGCAGGCGAACGUCCGGUGGCUCAUAUUAGCAGUCAGCUCCCUCACUCCCUCACUGCUCAUUGCAGUUUUGGUGAAUGCUGUGACCUGCCUGAGACUUUCCAGGGGGCUUUAUUAUGACUAAGAUGGCUGUCCUGCAGGGAGUUAGAUUGUUACUUUACAUCAGCAAAAUACCUCCAUCUGACUUGUUGCAGAAUUAUAGACUUUUUCAUUAGUCAACGUUUUCCCUUUUUAAGAAAAAAACAGAAAACAAAACCAUGCUGCUGUAAUAGAAUUGCCUUUAAUCAUUUAUCAAACCUAACCUUGACUCAAGCAGUGAGAUGCCUAUAAAUGUGGAUGAAAGAAGCUAGUAUUUUUAUAACCUGAAAAGAACAGUAUCAUUUAUAGUUUAUCAACUGUGUACAGUUAUCCAGCAGAAACUAAAAUCCAGUUCAUAAUAGUCAAGUUCUCCUCUUUGUAACUCAACUGAUGAAUGGGGCUUGUUUUUCUUUUAACAUUUAAAAAUAUUCUGAACUUUGCUAAAUAUAAUCCUGACAUAUACUCCGACGAAUUUAGUAACCUCUUAAUCAUAAUAAAAAUGAGGUGGGGUUUUUGGUUUGUUUUGCUUUGAGAUCUGAUCAGAUCUCAGAUUGCUAGGUAUUAUGGUGCCUCGUUGAAAAAUGAAUUAAAAUAUGAAGUCUAACCAGAAA